This is a messenger RNA of Dendroctonus ponderosae (mountain pine beetle), 1542 nucleotides long. RefSeq names its product probable G-protein coupled receptor frpr-1. The transcript has 7 exons. Gene Ontology annotation, biological process: G protein-coupled receptor signaling pathway. Lineage: Eukaryota; Metazoa; Arthropoda; Insecta; Coleoptera; Curculionidae. Gene Ontology annotation, molecular function: G protein-coupled receptor activity. Gene Ontology annotation, cellular component: membrane. The coding region runs from base 179 to 1465 and encodes 428 amino acids. The record is from RefSeq and is a predicted model, not a curated record.
UGUUGAUUCCCCUAAUUAAUAUUCCCUGUCUGUGCAGAUUAGUUCAGCAAAUAUUAAUAAACAUGGAAAGUUUAUUAAGGAUAAUUGACACAUUUUUAAACAAAUACGUUCGUACUGAAGCUUAGUUCAGGCAAAAAACCGUACAUUUCAAGCUGUAUGGGAAAACUGGGGGCUUAGAAUGAGUUUCUACGUGAUAACGAGACAAGUUCGCUACAAGGGCGAUGCAGAUGUUUGGAGCGAAGCUCCAACACUUACUGGCACAAUUAUGUAUUCUGUAAUAACGCCCAUCCUUUGCUGCUGUGGAAUUUUUGGCAAUACAGUUUCCUUAUUAAUAUUGAGACGAAAAGAGUUGAUGGGUUCAGCGUACACAUAUUUGGCUGUUUUAGCCUGUGUGGAUUUGGGCAUGUCCAUAAUACUGCUGCUGGGUGGAAUCAGCAGGGGAAUAAUGUGGAGCUAUGGAUGGGUAACUUACGAUUCUUUGUUCGGUUUACCUUUGUCCGGUGUAAUGGUUAUCCUGGGAGUUCUGGCCAUCACCUGUCUAACCCUUGAUCGCGUUAUUUAUUUAUGGAACCCGCUGCAGUGCUCCAAACCCAAGUUCUGCAACUCGUGGGUUGCCAGACGGUUAAUGAUUGGCAGUUUUGCGUUCGCGGUCAUUUUCAGUCUACCCUAUUGCUUCAUAUAUGAUUGGAAUGAUGAUGGCACUUUGACCACCACGGCUUUCUUCGAUUCAAUAUGGUAUAAGGCAUUUAAUUGGUUCACGUUAUUCGCAUUCGCAGUGAUUCCAGCCAUUGUUUUGUUAUUGGGCAACAGUUUCCUAAUCCUGUCUUUGAGAAAGGCGAAAAUGAACAGGAACAAUUGCCGAACUAGUAAAUGCAAACGAAGAGACCACACGAAUUUAACCAUCACUUUGGUGAUGAUCAUAAUUUUUUUUUUAAUCACCAACGUUCCGGAAAGUUUGGCCUCCCGAACGGCGGCCAUCAAUUUGCUGUUUCAAGGCGAUCAUGAAAGAGCCAACACAACGACUUUGGAAGGGUUUCGACAAGUCUGCACCAUUCUAAAAGCCGUUGAUGUUAAUACGAAUUUCGUUUUCUAUUACACUUUCUGUCCGGCAUUUUGCAAAACGUUACGCACUGUUUGUCGAUGUGUGAAAAGGCGACCGUCCAGCAAUUUACAGGUGAAUGUGUUCGUUUUGAAUGGAUCCAAAGCCAAUGAAAUAGCGGGCACCUUAAAGGACAAGCAGCUCAGUGUUAAAGUGCACAAAACGCUGGAAAUAUCCAAGCGAAGCAUUGAAACAGCGUUCGAUUUUAACAUUGCCGAUUGCUGCUUGGAGAAGGCUAAAAACGGCUGCUCGCUAAACGAGAAUGGAGAUUAUAUGAAAAUGGAGACCGACUUUGCGCCUCCUUUUAGUACAGUUCUGGAGGAAUCCAGCUGCACCACUAAUUGCAAGGAGGCGGGAAAAGAAUAGUUGGCUCGAAACAGACGAAACACACCGAACCAGUCCAAAUGUUUUUUGCGUGUAAUAAAAAAAACAUUCCCAAAUAA